GUCUUAUUAUGUGCUCUUAGUAUGUGGCCCUUUUAUUUCAUCCGCACAACAUACUGUGAGCGCUUUCACAGCGCAUACACGGUUCUGUUCUCCUGCUAACGCCAGAACUCGUGGACAAAAAGAAUAUUUCCACCACCAUGGCAAACUUUCUCGUGCGUCUGUUGCGUCUGUAAAAAAAUGGUCGUAUAAGGGGAGCUCUAUUGACGCCUCCGUGCGCCAAGCUUGCAAAUCAAGUAGCGAAUAUGACAAACCCAGUCCACUGGUUUCCAUGGAUUCUUUCGGGGAUUGCUGUCAGGCUUGGGUGUGUACUUGGGUGUCAACACAAGGCUGCGCUAAUCCUUGCGGUGCUUGCAGUAGCGGUCCUUACGCCAGCUGCUGACCUUGUGGUUGAUACCGGGAGCGGAAUGACAGUUAAUGACCUACUGGCGACCGCAGGCCUGCUUCCCCUGGGGACCUUAAGCCUGCAACCAAUGCCGGACGAUGCAUACCCGACGGCCUCAAAGCUGCCGGUACCAAACGUCACCCUGCAAGGGUGGGGUAGAAGCUUGCCAAACAAUCUGAAAGAAUGGACAGGAGUGGCGCGGCCUUGCCCCAGUGGCACGGAUGCAAAUGGUUGUUUCACAGCUCCACAAUCAGCCAACUUUACCCUGCUUAUUUGCCGGGGCCUAGAAGCAUUUUCUGCUGCAAAGGUUUCCGUUAUUGACAUGAAGCCAGGUCAGGAACUCAUGCUGUCCUCCCUGGCAAUCUCUAUGUUGGACCUCAGCGAGCCCCUGGGGCCAGCUGCCAGUAUGGCUAUCACCCGUCUUUCAAUCCCUGGCCUCGUCCAAGUCCCCAGAGGGGCCACCCUGAAACUCCAGGAUGUGACACUGGUGCUGUCAUCUGCCGAUAUGCACACCUAUCUGUCCAAACUGGGUCGUGCAGUCAGCGUAUGGCCAUACAGCACGACAGUGAACAUCACCAACAAUGUAAUCCACAUUGCAAGCCUUACCACCUCAGCCCUGGCGAUUGAUGGGGAUGACAACGACCCGAACACAGCAGGCGGUCAGGUGCAGUGGCUGGAUGUCACAUUGAGAGGAAUUCCAGGUGUCGAUGAGCAAUUUAUUCCAGCAGUGGGGGCAAAAAUGGCGUCAACAGACAUGGACUUGUACGAUACCAAACUGGAACAGGCGUGUAACUACCUCACUUGUGAAACAUUGUUUUUGUCACUGGUAGCCGAUGUAAGGCUCUCCAAAGGUGACAAUUGGGACCACUGGAGGCGGGGGAGGCUGGAUUACGGAUCAUUGGUGGUGAUGCUGGGGGAUCCCAAUCGGACCACAGCCCUGGACCUGAAUGGGUUUGAAGGCGCCUGGAUUAUCGAUUACACCGGCGUUGAUGUUAGGGGUUAUGUUCCACCCAGUAUCGAGGCAGCAGCGUACGGUCCUGAAACCUCAACAUCAACAGUGAUGCAGCUAAGUGACAUAUGGCUAGUCAACUUGCCCUACUCUACACAGCCAGUUCAGGAAGCCGGUAGCCUUCUAGCCAUCAGCUUGCAAAGUUUCCUGGUGAACAGGAAUCCCCAGGCCGUGGGUCCUCCACAGGUGGUCCUCAAGCGCUGCACACUUGUCAUUCCAGACCAGGAAAUCGCAUUCUUAGGGCAAUCAGUAAUGUGGAGGGGGAACGGCACGACAACAUCAGCGUCACAUGGAGAUCUUGGAGUGCUGUUCACUAAUGUUGACAUCCAGCUUCCGGCAGGGUCGGCUGCUGGGGGUCAGCUGCAAGUUAACAGCCUUCUGUUGGGAUCCCAGGUUUCGCUGGUUAACUGCACCCUGAUGUCUGCCAGCUACUACUCGACGCUUCCUGGUGCCUUGCCACUGUUACCACAGUCUUUUGUGUGGCCGCCUGAGGUGCUGCAUGGGGACGUGGAGACGGCAGCGCAAUGGGGACCGCUAGGACUGGCCCUCAGUCCAAGUCUGCAGGCUGCCUUGUCCAGCCUUGACUCGACAUGUGGGGCACUGCCGGAAAGGUCACCAGUUACCGCCAUUACACAGUGCGACGACCAAAGCAUCCCUGCUAUAUCGUCUUCUGCAGCUGCGGGGGAGGAUGUCAACACAACCCAGGUCCUAAAUGGUGGACCGCAGGCAUCCCCUGGCGAAUGUAUUGUUACGGGUUAUCCACAGCAGCUGGUGGGCAGCCGCACGUUCGUCAACCUCCAGGGUGCCAUCGGCCGUGUUGAGCUGCAGCGGCCCAUCACGCUCCGGAACCUGGUGCUGUACAACCUGGCUCCGGGCGGCAUGUACCCGCUGCCGGGGUCUGAUGAUAGCAGCGACACUGAUGCCAGCGGAAACAGCACCCGCACUAGUCAGCCUGGGUCAGCUUCGGCCGCCCCUCAGCUGGAGGGCGCUGAUGCAGCCUGGGCCAACAGCUCCCUGCCGCUGUGGUUCUUCCGGAUGGCUAGAAGAGGACCCAGCAGUGGUGCAGCCGGCGCCCCACAGCAGUCCCAAUCAUCCCCGCUGCUGGUGCUCCAAAAUGUGACUCUCGUGGUUUCGGAACUCGAGUGGCGGGUGCUGGCAGCUGCGGUACUGCUGCGGCAUGGCCCCGCGCAGCCGGUAUUGUCUCCGCCCGCUGCUGCAUCUAACAGACGACAGAGGCAGCUUAUGAAGCAAGCUCGUGAACCGCUCCUGCGAUCAUCUCACAAGCCACAGAAACAGCAGCAGGGGGAAAUGCAGAAAGAGGUGGCAGUAGGGGCUGGUGCACGUAAAAAUGGACCAGCUAAUAAGGGCAGUGCAGGGCUGACUGCAGACCAAGUCUCGUCACUUCCAAGGGCGUAUCGCAAUGCACGGAGGGUUUUGUCUGGAGCCCCGGGCGCGCACAUGUACGAGGAACCACCGCUACCACCAACUGCACCUUCUUCGUUACCACCACCAUUUCCCCCGUACCAGCCAUGGACCCCAUCCAUGCCGUCGUUUCCGUCCAUACCAUUAUGGCCAUCGCCCCCACCACAUCCGCCACGGCCACCACAUCCACCACGGCCACCAUCACCACCACCACAGCCCCCAUCACCGCCGCCAUCGCCACCACCACAACCACCACCACCACCAUGGCCCCCCGUCCCACCACGACCCCCAUUGCCACCACCUUCACCACCUUAUGUGUACACUACUAGAGCAGCAAUAUUGAAAUUCGCUGCUGCAGCACAGGUUCUCUCGUAUAGUUACAGCUCCCGAGUGCUGGUCCUGGCAGUUGCACAGCACUAUGGUUGGGUCGGAACCAACGUGACGGUGACGUGCGAGAUGCCAUCUGAUGCCCCAAGCAGUGCACGCACGUUACUGUACCCGCCGCUCAUCCUGCCAUAUCAGGAGCUUGCUGAAAUGGAGCUCAACGUAACAGUCGAUUUCACGCUGUCCCCCGACGCAUCGCCUACCACUCCGCCAUCACUGUACGGAUCAGGUCUUGGUAGGAAGGCCCCACUCCAGCCGUACAUCAUGCCGCCCAGUACUCCUUCAGUGUAUGCAGGACCGGAACCUGUUGUCAAGUCUGGUAGCAAGCACUACUGGCCACCACAAACACCAGGACGGCCGCCGCUCAUAGAGCUUAUGCCGCCAGGGAGAAGCAGCAGCCGCCCUGCCUGGGUGGUACCAUUGGCAAGCUGCCUUGCCGGUGUUGUUGGUCUCCUACUCCUCUCCCUGCUUGCAGUUACCUUCUUCAUGGUAACUAAGCGACGCCGAGCCACUGCAGCUGCAGCUUUGGCGCCUGCCACGGGGGCUGUUUCUGUGGUGACACCGAAGGGGGACGAGCAGCGGCAUGGUCGCAAGGACAGCACGCGGCUAUUGUCUGGGCCUACAGCAAGCUGUGCAUGCCCGUGCGACAGUAGCACUCCUGAACAUGGACAGGACCUGGGUACAUGCCUCAGCGCAGGACUUGGUUUAGGUGUCAGCAGCAGCGGUGGGGCUGGUCAAAGCAGGAAUUGUGAUGACACGUUUGCAGUGUUGCUGAGAAAGGCAGCAAUGGCAGCCGCAUCAGGGCAACAGAAACAUCCCAUAGGCGCUACCAUCUCUGGUAGCGUCUCCGAUCCCUCUAAAGUGAUAAACAGGGAGGAGACAGGCACCUCUGGGAGUGACGUCCCGGCACCAGGCGGUGUUUCUUGCUUUCUGGAGACAAACCGCCUGGCUGUUAGUCGUACCUCCAAGGCAGCAGUGGCAGGUGGCGGUUGCCCACCUACUUCCGCUCAAGUCAUGCCUUGCUGCCAUGACAAGUCAUCAAGUUUGGGCGCCGUAAACGCCAGCGCUUACCUCAGUAAACUGCUGGUAUAUUACAACACACUGUCUGACAAAGUCCUGAAGGGCAACACUGAGGACCAGCAAGUGGGAAGUGUGUUGGGUAUAUGUGGUUUUAAGGAGCCCAGUAAUGCUCAACGCAAUUUCGACCAAACUACUGCCGGGGCUUGCAUGCACCGCCGGGCUCCAGGUGCACGACGGACCGUGCAGGGUGAAGUAACCGCCAUUCAGGCCAAGUUAGGCGAUCCGCAGCUGGAGGUGCACUCUCUGCUGGGUCGGGGUGCGUCCAGUGUGGUCUACAGUGGCACAUGGCGGGGCCUGCCGGUGGCGAUAAAAACACUGGUGGUGUCAUCAGACGCUGUCGUUGGGCAGGAAGGCGCCGGGUGCUCAAGGCACUGGGCAGUGCUGGAAGCGGCCAUUUCCAUGAGCCUGACACACCCCAACAUCGUAGCUACCUACACCUACGAGGUAAAGCCGCUUGUACAUGGGCCGCGCAUAUCCGUCCUGAGCUCCUCAGCCGCAAGCUCGGCUGAGGGCGUGCCAGUGGAGGUGGCUGGAGCCCAGCAGAGAGGAGGCAGCCCGUCUGAAGCUGUUGCCCCCUCCAGCUCCGGUGGUCGUGAGGAGGGGGUGAUGACGGUGGAUGCCUACAAGCUGUACAUAGUGCAAGAGCUAUGCAAUGCUGGCACACUUCGUCAAGCUCUUGAGCUCGGCAUGGCUGGCAGCGUGCGUGCUGGUGGGCUGUUCAAGAUGCUUGCCCUGCGCCUCGCUCUGGAUGUGGCGCAGGGUAUGCGGCACAUGCACAGCCGCCGCAUCGUGCAUGGAGACCUGAAGCCGGACAAUGUGCUGCUGGUUAAAGGCCCCCGAACUGAACCUCCUGAAGAGGCAGAGCAAGACGGAGCAGCCAAACCAUGGGUGGGACAACAGCCGAAGCAGCUGUGUCAUGCACUGGUGGUGGCGGCAGCGGCGGGUGUGGGCAACUUCGCACCCUCCGAAGACGACACAGACGCUAUGAGUGCAGUGGUGCAGCUGCAGCUGACGGCCAAGGUGGCGGAUUUCGGCCUCAGCCUGCCGCUGCCCGAAGGAGCCACGCACGCCUCGCAGCGCUUCCAGGGAACUCCUGAUUACAAGGCUCCCGAGGUUGCUGUGGGCGGCCGGGCAUCACCUCGUGCGGAUGUUUGGUCUUUUGGGAUGUUGCUGUUGGAGCUCUACUACGGCUGCGCGCUAGCAGACAUGGCGGCAUUGCAGGCAUGUGCCGGUGCUGCGGAAUCCGAGGGUGCGCCAAGCGGGGGCGAUGGCUUGGCCCAGCAGCUGCCAUCGUUUCCCCUGACCCUAUUACAGGACAUAGUCGCAUCAACGCAUGUGCCAUACGCCAAGCUGGUAACAGCGUGUCUAGCGUUCGAUCCACAAUGUCGCCCGACCUUCAGGGAGGUUGCCGUACAACUAGAGGAGAUGCUGAACGUAAUGUAGCCACACCUCUAACAAAUCCUGCUGAAAUGUCGUGGCGCUUGUACUGGGAUUGUAGGUGUUAGUCUUUUGCAACAGGAUAAAGAACGACUUUGUUUUUGCCUGGCGUGUGUAGAUAAAGGGGCUGACUGUCUGUUAAUAAGUGGACAUGCAGUGGAUAAAUGGUCUCAAUCUUGCGUGUUUGGGUUGUGCGAGUAUGGUUUUACGAAUGGCAGUGAUUUAUUACUGAUACAAUAUUCAGGUUAUUCAUUCGUCAACGUGCCAUGGGAUACCUAGUCAUGUCGCUCAGUAAUCCUUUUGAUUACGUUCAAAAAAUCGUGGUAGUCGCUUUUCAUGCGAUGCCCUUUGCGAAACAUUUGGUUGCGAACCUUGCCCCGAGUGGACACACCCGAAUCCACCCAGUGGCUUUUUCUGAGAACUAUACCGCUGUGUUUGCAUUCCUGCAAACGGUGCCACGACGUGUCUGUCCAGAGUGAAGCCUCAUGGUAGCAAUGAUGCCCCUUUUUGUUGACCGGCUAGCUAGCUAAGUAGGGCCGGUUAGUGUUGUACUAGUCGAUGCCAUGGCUCGUGCUUUUGCUUUGUAAGGACACCGGGAUGAUUGUUGGUAAGCGGGAAGUAUAGGUAUGUUCGGAUUCAAGAAUCUAGGUCUUACUUCAAUGUCUGACAGGAUAAUGGCACAGAGAAUGGAAAAUGCAUGGUCAUUUUGGGAAAACCUAAUUAUGUUCAUGUGUCUUAAUGCUACGGUGCUGCAUAGGCAACCGCCUCCUGUUGACUUAAUGUGUUGAUUGCUGUGCCAAUUUGGACUGAGAUAAUAUUGCUAUCCAGGUUUUGCGAGGUUGGCCGAGCAGAUGCAUGCGAGUUGGAACAGGUAGAUGACCCAUACAAAUCCCGGUUUGUGUGUUUGAAACGCCCACCAACUGUUGAAUUAAUGGGUAGACGUUACGUGAUCGGACAGUGUCCUCAAGCAGCCUCCUUGCUGUACAGCUAUUCACCGGUUUCCUGGCGGUCUGUUCCUGUUGCUCUUGACGAACCGUGCCUGUGAUCCUAUGUUCUGGUCGGUGUGACACGCACGAGUAGGUACCGGUAUUUGCAGGCCAACCAAGGGGCUACAGCUCUCUGGGACGGCGCUUGUUUUGUUUACUGGUUACAGCGCUCGUCGUGAAGGAUGCUCGCUGUGCUCCACGGCGAGGUACAGCAGUGUUUAGUAACGCAUUUGCAAUGUAAUAAUAACAUGAAAUCACACAGGAUCUGUGAUCAUUAAGGAUGGGUCUGUGAUUAUUAUGCCUAAGUGGGCAGAAGCUUAGGGUUAAUCUGUUGGGGGUAUCCUCAAGGUUGUUCCCUUGGUUCAACGGCGCGGAGGCCUUCAAGGGCGCCUGGUACUAGGCGGGCGGGCAAGACAAAUAGGACAGACGUUGCUUGUUUGGGAUUCAUUGGGUAUACUAGCCUGCGCUCUGGUGUAACGCUUCCAUCAUCA
This is a messenger RNA of Astrephomene gubernaculifera, 7191 nucleotides long. The record is from the annotation of a GenBank genome assembly. Lineage: Eukaryota; Viridiplantae; Chlorophyta; Chlorophyceae; Chlamydomonadales; Astrephomenaceae.